This is a messenger RNA of Octodon degus (degu), 1994 nucleotides long. RefSeq names its product ADP-ribosyltransferase 1 (gene Art1). The transcript is spliced from 6 exons. Gene Ontology annotation, molecular function: NAD+-protein-arginine ADP-ribosyltransferase activity; NAD+ poly-ADP-ribosyltransferase activity. Bases 343 to 1317 code for a protein of 324 amino acids. Lineage: Eukaryota; Metazoa; Chordata; Mammalia; Rodentia; Octodontidae. The record is from RefSeq and is a predicted model, not a curated record.
CAGUAUAAAGGAGGAACCUGUCCUCACCCUUCCCUGGUGACCGUUGCAGAGACCAACACCAGCUUCCCCACCCUGGAGAAAGCCUAGUUCCCGGAGCGAAGGGGUACAAAGUCCAGGCAUGACAAUGGCUGACUGGAACAAAGGCCUGGACCCAGGCUUGAUUCACCCACGAAGAAAGGAGCAGCUUGAGAUGAGUGACUGUGAGGGUGGUGAGAAGUAGCACGGGGCGUGACACACGCGAGGUGUCCUUUAAUUAAACUGUACAGAUCACCACUGCAAUUUUCCAGAUGAGGAAACUGAAAUCCAAAAAGAGAAACCAACUUGUCCAGGCUCACCUCCAACAUGCAGAUUCCGGCCUUGCUGUCCCUGCUGCUUGUUGCGUCUGUGGGCCUCGUGAAUGCGCUUCAGGGUGACCGGGGCCCACGGUCUGUCCGUCAGGCCCAGAGGCACUCCAUCACCCGGCGAGGCACCUUCUCUCAAGAAGCAGCCCUGGACAUGGCCCUGGCCUCCUUCGACGACCAGUACGCGGGCUGCGCCGCGGCCAUGCGCGCUGCGCUCCCGGAGCUCAACCACUCGGAGUUCCAGGCCAACCGCGUGUACGCCGAGGGCUGGGCGCUGGCCGGCGGGCAGUGGCGGGAGCGCCAGGCCUGGGGCGCCCCGUGGGGCCCGAGCGCUGCGCCGCCCGCGCCGCCGGGCUUCCGGGACGAGCACGGGGUGGCGCUCCUGGCCUACACGGCCAACAGCCCGCUGCACAAGGAGUUCAACGCGGCGGUGCGCGAGGCGGGCCGCUCCCGGGCGCACUACCUGCAGCGCUUCCCCUUCAAGACGCUGCACUUCCUGCUCACAGAGGCCCUGCAGCUGCUGGGCGCGGGCCAGGGUCCGCCCCGGUGCCACCAGGUGUACCGCGGGGUGCACGGCCUGCGCUUACGCCCAACGGGCCCUGGGGCCACAGUGAGGCUGGGGGGCUUCGCCUCCGCGUCCUUGCAGAACGUCGCAGCCCAGCAGUUCGGCCAGGACACCUUCUUCGGCAUCUGGACCUGCCUAGGCGCGCCUAUCAAGGGCUAUUCCUUUUUCCCUGGAGAGGAAGAGGUGCUGAUCCCCCCCUUUGAGACCUUCCAGGUGAUCAAUGCCAGCCGACCGGCCCAGGGCCCUGCCCGCAUCUACCUCCGCGCCCUGGGCAAGCGCAGCGUGUACAACUGCGAGUACAUCAAAGACAAGAAGUGCAAAUCUGGGCCCUGCCGCCUGGAUAGCUCAGCCACCCAUAAGGGCUCCCUCUUGGCAGUCUGGUCCCUGCUGCUGUCACUGUGGUUCCUGUAGGACCUGCCAACAAGUACAGACCUGCUGUGACCCAUGAGAUCAGACGCCUGAGCAGCCCCUGCCUGCGCCCCUGCCAGCCGCAGGACAUUGGCCAUGCGUGCUCAAAGUGUACCUGAGCGCUCUGGUGAGCCCAUCUACAGCUGCCAGUCCUGGGGAGUCCCAGGACAGAACCUCAGGUUCUUGGAGUGAGGUUCCUCCUAGAGGUGGGAGAACUCCAGGACAGCAGCUGUUCACCUGCAGACAGAAGAGACCUCAACUCAAUGGAAGGACAUUGGGGUGGGGAGAUGGCACCUGGCCAUGGGACCCGUGUGAUUCCUAAUCACUCUGCAGAAGGCUGCCUCUGGCUUUUGCCACUGGCUGGGUUAGGAUCCCUGCCCCUGCAUUCCCACGGGUCCCAGUCCCUAGUUUCUGAAGGCAGAGACUAGGUCACAGGCACAGUGAUGGUGCCAGUAACCCUGUGAGAGAGUCAGAAAGGAACUAGUACCUGUGAAUGACUGAUCCCAGCACCGGCCCUACUCUGACACUUUGCAUGGCUCCAACUGUGUGUGGGAAUGGGAUGGACCAUAUGUAAUUCAGGAAGACGGGACCCAGGAGAAAUGCACAGAAAUGCACAGGAGAACUGGGCUCUUUCCUAGGAGCCUGGUGGUUUUUCAGCAAAGAUGUAAUUUCUGCUUUGA